Molecule: messenger RNA, 3217 nt
Organism: Clupea harengus (Atlantic herring)
Lineage: Eukaryota; Metazoa; Chordata; Actinopteri; Clupeiformes; Clupeidae
Gene: guca1d
Product: guanylate cyclase activator 1d
Molecular function (GO): calcium ion binding; calcium sensitive guanylate cyclase activator activity
Source: RefSeq, a predicted model, not a curated record
GUAUCUCAAGUGAUCUCAGCCUCUUUGCUACAGCCAGUCCAGCUCUGCCUCCCUCAUGGUGCACCUCGUCAGGAGCGUGCGGAGCUACACACAGUAACCGGCACGAGCAGCCUCUGCACUACCAGCCCCUGCAGUACCCCCCAACACACACACAGAGAACCGGUUUCCAGGAGUAAGCAGAAGAAGUGGUCUUCACCAUGGGGAACCAGCACUCAACUCUAGACGACAUCUUGGCGGAGGACAUGCACCACUGGUACAACAAGUUCAUGAAGGAGUCUCCCUCCGGCCUCAUCACGCUCUUCGAGCUCAAGGCCAUUCUGGACCUGCAGGGAAUGAACGAGGACGCAACCAGCUACGUGGACCAGGUCUUCAUCACCUUCGACAUGGACGGGGAUGGUUACAUAGACUUUGUGGAGUACAUCGCUGCCGUCAGCUUGAUGCUGAAGGGGGAGAUUAACCAGAAACUGAAGUGGUACUUCAAACUCUUUGACCAGGACGGCAACGGGAAAAUUGACAAAGAUGAAUUGGAGACCAUAUUUACUGCAAUUCAAGACAUCACCCGAAACCGUGAUGUUCUUCCUGAGGAGAUAGUGGCCCUUAUAUUUGAAAAGGUCGAUGUCAAAGGAGAAGGUGAAUUGACACUAGAAGAGUUUAUCGAAGGGGCGAAGGGACACCACGACAUCAUGGACAUGCUGAAGAACUUAAUGGACCUCACUCCUGUUUUAAGCAUCAUUGUUGAGGCACGCAUUGCGAAAACAAAGAAAUAAGCCUCCCGCAGGGACGAGAACACUGGACAGACCUAUGAACCAACCCAGUCCUCUCAGAGCAAGAAGAAACGUCUCUUUAAUCAAAUACACCACAAAAAACAAUGAAGAAUUUCUUUUUUAUUAACUGACCACCUGUGGACUUAAGGCCAUGGACUGUGGACUAUGCACCUGUGCACACUGAGAAUGAUCCGAAACUCGACCCUUUUCACCCAUUGACACCUGUAACAGACGUGGUGCUGUAGGAGUUCACCCAGCGCGUACCCUGCUGUGGGAGGAAGGUGUGUGGUUCAACCAAGAGGAAUGAUCUCUGCCUCUUGGCUGGAGCCCCUAGCUCACCACUAAUCCCCUAAUCAAUUCACCUCAGGGAGAAGACUGAGCGCAACAUGGAGGCUUUUUAAAGAAGGGCUCAGCACCGAUGGGAACAUAGACAUGAGCGUUCUGAGCGCCUGGGGAUUGUCGCCAACAUGGCUGCUUAUGUAACCUGCACGCAUGCGAAUGUACUUGAACACAGCAUUUUGCAUUCCUGAGACAACAGAAUGAUGACAGAAUUCGGCAGAAUGUUGAAUUGGAACUAUACCCUGUAUCGGCAUAUGUUGCAUUUCUAUACUCCAUAUAGGUAUAGGUUGCAGUUCUAUACUCCAUAUAGGUAUAGGUUGCAGUUUUAAUACGCAGACAGCCCUACUCCCUUGUGAUGCCCUCAGACAGCCCUGUGUACCUCUGAAGCAGGUAUUUCAGACUAUUGCCUUGAAGGUCAUAUUUCCCAAGCCAAUGGGACUAGUCUGUAACCAACAACCUACUCUUAAAAUGACUUAGUGACGUUAGUGAGGGGCUGAAUGAAUAUCACAUUUUCACUUUACAGCUUAGGACUAGUUCUGAGGAACUAGAAGCUAUCCUCUGAUUGCAUGAUGGUUUCCUAAGUCUGUAUCACCUUUAUUGAACAGGGCAUGGAGGUUGAGCAGUUAUGAAAUUGCACAGCAUAAUUGGUACACACACCUAUCUUCAAAAACAAAACAAACAAACUAAAAAACACAACAGUGGAAAACUUUGGAUUUAUGGACAUGGACAUGAAUCAGAGCCCUAUCCGAUCAACUGAACAUUUACAAGAGACUUGAGAUCAUCUCAACCAAAACUGACCACCCAGAACUUGAUGACUAAGGCAGGAGUCUGUCUAAUCUGAUCUGAGGUCAGCGCUCCAGUGCCGCAUCACCCCUUUCGUCUCAUGCCUGAUCUCUUAAUCCCUUUAAGGACUUCAGAAGACUCAAGGGUAUGUUGCUCUGCUGAGAGGGGAGCUGACCAUGACCUGGUGGCUUUUUAAGGUCGGGCUGAGCAGGGCGCAGGUGCAGGAGAGGCUUGAGAGGGAGGGAGGGAUUGCUGACCCCACUGGGGCUUUAUGUCACCUGCCUGUGUGAGAACACCUGGACGAGGAUGAGGACAGUCACGGGCGACUCCAUGCAAGUGUCCAUUUUGCGGCACAUCCAUAACCUUGACAUACUGCCGUCAUCUUUAGUGUGUAAAUGAAUGUAAAUGAUCUACAAACUGAAUGUAAAUUGAGGAUACUAAGACUAAUACUACAGACUAAGGCGUUAAUUGAAGUAAUGCAGAUAUGUAAAAACUGUCAAGUGUUAUCAGUGUGAAGGCCCCAUUUUCAUUGGGUUUAAUGUGAGUUUUCAGUCUUUGCAUCCUUUACAGGUUCAAUGCGUUACGGAUGGACAGACAACACUGCACACAUCUGCAGCAUGGGAACCUCAGAUUGUUGCCUUGAGUAGUCACAUCACCCCAAACAAACAAUGAAAUCAGCAACCUUCCUCAUCUCAAACUCAUAAUCGCCAACCCAUAACGACUAGAAGACUGGAUUAUGAAAUCAGCAACCUUCCUCAUCUCAAACUCAUAAUCGCCAACCGAUAACGACUAGAAGACUGGAUUAUGAAAUCAGCACUUUAAACAUCUUUAUAGUAGUUACUAGGCAACAGAAAAACCUUCCCACGAGUCUCUUUUGUCUUGUCUUUGUCUAAACUCAGUGUGCACAGCGUACUAGGUGUGUAGGCAUUCAUCUCUCAUCUCUUCACCACAUAUACUUUAGUUUCAGCUCGAACACUAACCAUAGGGGUUUUCAUUAUAUUACAGUAAUGCGAGAUUAUUGCAUAUGCAUCUUUCAGUUAACACCAGGAUGACAACUGUUCAGCUAAUCAUGUGAUGUACUGUAUCCUGUAUCUUUAACCGUAAUGGCAUCAUGUUAAGUCACGUCAAACUUAUUCUGACCGCUGAUGAUUGAGGAGCAAUGGAGAGAGGUUUUAUAGGCUUGUUUAAUUUUUUGAAUGAUGUUUUUUUAUAUCAUGGGAAUUGCUGAAUGACUUUGUAUGAGGUUGAGAAUGGGCUGUUUUUAAGGUACAGUGUAUUUUCUUUAUUGUAAAUAUAUUUUUUAAAUAAACCCCAAAAUUAAAGUACGAAAA